CUUCGGUGAGAUGGCGCCACCCAGCCCGGGCCCAUCGCUCAGCCUCCCUCCGCCCUACCACUCCCUCCCCCGCCUUCUCCACCCGCGCCACCGCCUCCCGCUCCGCCGCCUCCUCGCGGCGCACGCGCUCGCCGCCGUCGCGGGCCACCUCUCGCUCCCGGACCCACGCCCCCACACCCUCAUCCUCGCCGCCUACUCCCGCCUCGCGCGCGCCUCGCCCUCCGCUCUCCUCCUCCUCUUCCGCUCCUCCCUCCGCCUCUCCGUCGCCCCCACCCGCCACACCCUCCCGCUCGCCGUCUCCGCGGCCUCCUCCGCGGGCCGCCGCCACCUCCCGCUCGCGCUCUCCCUCCACGCCGUCGCGGUCUCCCGCAACCUCCUGACGUCCCCGCACGUCGCCAACGCGCUCGUCUCGCUGUACGCCAGGCACGUGCUCCCGGACGCCGCGCGCAGGGUGUUCGAGGAAAUGCCCUCUGCCCCGGAUGUCGUCUCCUACAACGCGCUGGUGCACGCGUACGUGAGCGCCGGGCGGGUGCGCAUCGCGCGGGAGCUGUUCGAGGCCAUGUCUGUGCGGGACGCCGUGUCCUGGGGCACGGUCAUCACCGGGUGCGCCAAGGCUGGUUGGCUGGAGGAGGCAGUGGGUCUGUUUGACAGGAUGAGGGAAGAGAACUUCAGGCCCGACGAUGUCACACUGGCUGUGGUGCUCUCGUGCUGUGCGCAGCUGGGGGCGCUGGACAAGGGGCGGGAGGUGCAUGAGUAUGUCAGGCAGACCAGGCCCCGCCCCAACGUGUUCUUGUGCACGGGGCUCGUUGAUCUCUACGCAAAGUGCGGUUGCGUCGAGGAUGCAAUGGGGGUGUUCGAGGCAUGCCCUGAGAGGAAUGUGUUCACGUGGAACGCGCUCAUUGUUGGACUGGCAAUGCAUGGCCAUGGCAUGGUGGCACUGAAGUACUUCCACCGGAUGCUGGCUCAUGGAAUUCAGCCAGACGGGGUCUCAUUCUUGGGGGUGCUGAUCGCUUGUGGCCACGCUGGCCUGGUGAACAUGGCAAGACACAUAUUUUCAGAAAUGGAGGACGUGCACGAUGUGCCCCGGGAACUGAAACACUAUGGGUGCAUGGCUGACCUGUUGGGUCGGGCUGGACUCAUCGAAGAAGCAAUGGACAUGGUCAGGAAGAUGACCAUGGAAGGAGACAGUUACAUGUGGGGAGGUAUACUUGCUGGAUGUAGAAUGCAUCGGAAUGUGGAGGCAGCGGAGGUUGCGGCCUGGCAUCUGUUGCAACUGAACCCUGAUGAUAGUGGGGUGUACUCUGCCAUGGCUUGGAUUUAUGCAGAUGGAGGUAGGUGGGAGGAUGUAGCAAGGAUCAGGAAGUUGAUGGACGAAAGGAUUGGCAGGAGAAAUGCUGGCUGCAGUUCAAUUACAACCCUAUGCUGAGUUGAUUGUGGUGGGAUAUAUAUCAGAAUUCACUAAUUCAGAAACACUUGGAGUAGAGAGUAAGUAGUUUGGAAAGAGGAUCGGCACCAAUUGCAAUGAUAAGAGAUAAGACUCACGAAGACUCGAGGUGCAGGCAUAGCUACUGUAUUUCACGAGGCCUUAUAUUUGUGCUGCCAAAUGUGAAUUUAGUGGAGUCAUCUUGCAGUUUCACGCACAAUGUGUGGCUUCUCCUUCAUGAAUUGCACAUCCAUGAACUUUGUAGCUAACUAGCUACUGCAUUUUGCCAUAAAAUCAAAGCUCAUUCUGACGCCAACAAAGGAGGUUCAUGAAUGAAGUGAAGAGGGAUAGGUGGAAAAUUUCCUGGCGCAGUGGAACUAAAUUUCUCUCGCAGCUAGCGGAUCCUUCGUGAUAUAUUUCUCAGGAAUUCAAUCUGAAUGCUGAGUGGUGCUCAGAUCCUGUGCAGCAUUUUGGGUCACAAGAAACGGUCAGGAUUACUUGCUCUGCCGCUGAUUUUGCCCCAUGAUUAACGCAUGCCAGUUGGUGUUGUGGUGGUGAAUUAACUUCGAUGUACAAGGCUAAUUACUCUCUGGCAAUCUCGUUAAAGACUGGUAUGUAAGUUCUUAUUGAAGACAAGUAGCAUGCUGUUUGUCUAUGAUGUGUAAUUAAAGUAGCUUGCUGUUUGUCUAUGAUGUGUAAUCGAUAUUGUGAAUAAUUGACUAAUUUCAAGAGGGAAUGAAAAGUUGCAGUCCCUCAGAGUAAAAACGUUGAUUUAUAUC
Messenger RNA from Panicum virgatum (switchgrass), 2202 nucleotides. Its product is annotated as pentatricopeptide repeat-containing protein At5g61800-like. NCBI's taxonomy places the organism in Eukaryota, Viridiplantae, Streptophyta, Magnoliopsida, Poales, Poaceae. Gene Ontology annotation, biological process: RNA modification. The transcript has 2 exons. Gene Ontology annotation, molecular function: protein binding; RNA binding. The record is from RefSeq and is a predicted model, not a curated record. The coding region runs from base 11 to 1426 and encodes 471 amino acids.